This is a messenger RNA of Racocetra fulgida, 927 nucleotides long. The record is from the annotation of a GenBank genome assembly. NCBI's taxonomy places the organism in Eukaryota, Fungi, Glomeromycota, Glomeromycetes, Diversisporales, Gigasporaceae.
CUGUCAACUACUGCCCUUUAUUCGGAUAGUCCUAACUAUUUUACCGAAAUCUUUUCGUCACCUUUAGAGGAAGCUCGUACGAAAACCAUGAUAAUUGAUAGAGAUCCAGCGAUUUUUACGGAUAUCGUGAGUGCACCCCCAAUAAUCGAUCGUGAUCCUGAAUUGUUUUCCGAUAUUCUGCGAUAUCUUCAAGGAUACGAGAUUGGAAUCAAAGAUGAGGUUCAUAGACAAAACUUACUUAAGGAUGCUCGCUUUUAUCAUUUCAAAGGGUUAGCUGAAAAAUUAUUAGCAUCUACAGUGACUGUAAAUGGUUUUGGUAAACAUGAUUGCGCAAAAAACGAAAUAUUAUUUCGGUUAAAAGACAUUAGGACAUCUGGUGUUUUAUUGCCAGAAUGUAGCAGCAAUGGUGAUGCUAUAAACGAAGAAGGUAGUGUUAUUUCUACAGGUGCAACUAGUCACAUCAUGUAUAAAAAUAAGGAAGGAACCGUUUACGUCUUAUUGGUAGAAGUGCAUAACGCUCAUCUCAUUUGUCGUUAUGGCUCGCAGUCCCCUUGGCCUACAAUAUUGGAAUUAGUAUUGUCUGAUAAGGAGAUAAAGAAACUUAAGGACAUUGCUAAGGCAAUCAAAGCGUCAGAAGAAAUUGAGCACAUUAUCCGAUCACCAGACAUAUGCGCUUUUGAGGUUGACGAGGUAAAAUGCACUUCAAAAACCUUGUUAAAUAUCGAUGAAACAUCAGAUUUAAUAAAAAUAGAUGAUGAAGGGGGUAAACAUGUUGAUUUAUUCGUUACAAAAGGAAUAUUGAGAUUAUUCGUAAAUAAUGAGAGGAAAAUUGAAAUGGAGCUACUAAAAUGUGAGGCCUUUAGCUCAGAGAAAGGAUUUAAUGGAAAGAGAGAUUUCUUGCCUGCUGAUAAAAGAAUCGCAUUGUAA